Molecule: messenger RNA, 369 nt
Organism: Trichobilharzia regenti
Lineage: Eukaryota; Metazoa; Platyhelminthes; Trematoda; Strigeidida; Schistosomatidae
Source: the annotation of a GenBank genome assembly
AUGAAUGAAUAUGAAAAGUCAAUAGCAGUCCAUCAAUACAGCAUUAGAGAAGGAACAAUGUCAGUGGACUGUUCAACACUGUCCAGUUUGAAAGAAUCUCCAUUGCACACAAAAAUAAGCCGAUAUCUGUUUUACUUCAUCUGGAUGUUAGUCGACACAUUGUUUUUUGUUCUGGGGACUGUGUGCAUGAUUUUAGUCGUGAGCAAUUCGGAGACAAUUACUGAUUAUUUUGCCGGUCAUCAUAACACGCCGACUAUUUUAAUAAGGAAACACAGGUUACCUGAUUGUCUUUUCUCUGUGUAUGAGCAUCUGCGCAAUACUAUUCAUUUUCAUGACAAUAAAUUUAAUGAGAUUAUGCGUCUCAUAUAA